AUGGAUGCCUUGACGUCGGAGAUACAAGAAGAGGCACCCUGGUGCUUGCUAUUUGCAGAUGACAUUGUGCUCGUUGGUGAGGAGGAGGCUGGGAUACAGAGUAGAUUGGUGAUGUGGCAGCAAAAGCUGGAAAGCGCGGGCUUAAAAAUUAGUGUUUCCAAAAUGGAAUACAUGUUUUGUGAUUUUGGCGGUCUUUCCGGCUCUGCAGCCAUAUCACUAAAUGGUGCUCCAUUACCGAUCUGCUCCGAUUUCCGGUAUCUAGGUUCUCUCCUCCAAAGCAAUGGUGAAUUAGACAGGACCAUAAAGCAUAGAAUUAACGCAGGAUGGAUGAAGUGGUGGCAGGUUACAGCAACGACGUGUGACUCGCAUGUUUCUCUUAAGCUUAAGGGGAAAAUUUAG
Molecule: messenger RNA, 399 nt
Organism: Achroia grisella
Lineage: Eukaryota; Metazoa; Arthropoda; Insecta; Lepidoptera; Pyralidae
Exons: 1
Coding region: 1-399 (132 amino acids)
Source: RefSeq, a predicted model, not a curated record